Molecule: messenger RNA, 1823 nt
Organism: Sinocyclocheilus grahami
Lineage: Eukaryota; Metazoa; Chordata; Actinopteri; Cypriniformes; Cyprinidae
Exons: 10
Coding region: 102-1241 (379 amino acids)
Source: RefSeq, a predicted model, not a curated record
CUGGAAUUUUUUAGAGGUGACACGAACCUACUAUAAGGAUUAACUUGGAUUGCCUUUUGUGGUGCAAUAUUUAAAGAGCAUACUGCUAAAAGGACAUAGCAAUGGAGUGGAGGAUUAUAGUACCUGUUCUGUGUCUAAUUGGAAUCCUACAUGUGCGAGGAAAUGCUGCUCAGUCCAACAGUAACACCAGCACCAUUAACCACAACAUCAUCACUGAAGGAACCACAAAUUCAACUGCAAAUGCGAAUCAAACUGAAUCUACAAAUCCAAAUGCAACUGUGAGUCAAACUGCAUCUUCAAAUGCAACUGCAACUGCAACUGUGAGUCAAACUGCAUCUUCAAAUGCAACUGCAACUGCAACUGCGAGUCAAACUGCAUCUUCAAAUACAAAUGCAACUACAAAUCCAUCUGCAACUGCAACAAUCCCUACACCUGCUAACACUGCAUCACUUAAUUUGGUGUUCAAACUUACUCAAACCUUCAAGGCCGUCUUCUCUGAUCUGAAUAAUCCUGAGACCAAACAGCUGGCAGAUGAGAUCACCAAUGCGUUUACUCCAGUUUACCGGAAACGGUUUGCAAACUUCCGUCGCAUGUUUAUUCGAAAAUUCAGUGCGGGCUCAGUUGUGACGGAUUCUGUGCUUGAGUUUGACAACACAAACGCUAGUCCUAAUCUGACAGAAGUGAAAAACACAUUUGUUGAUGCAAUUACAGCUGGAGGUUUCAACUUUACAGUUGAUAACACAUCCAUCAGUGUUUCCGAUAUCACAACAACCAAUGCAACGACUCAAGCUACGACAAUCGUCUCUACGACAGCAGGCUUUAAUCUUUCUGACUAUAAUGUGACCUUUACAAUGAAUGAAACCUUCAGCAGUGAACUAUCAAAUAUCAGCUCUUCUCGAGCCGUAGCUCUGGCAAAGAACAUCACUGCUCAGUUUGAUGGCGUUUUCAAGAAACUUUUUACAAACUUUGUUCGCUCGCUCAUUUGGCGGUUCAGGAAUGGCUCCAUUAUUGUAGAUGCUCUAUUGGGAUUUGACAAAACUGGCUCAAGUCCUACUGCGGCAGAGGUGGUUAAAGUCAUAGUUGCCAGUGCUAAAAAUGGGACAUUCACAUUCACAGUUAAUUCACUAUCUGUUACAGACCCAUCAGGAGUCACUGCUAACAGGUCUCCGGUCCUGGCUAGUAUGAUGACGGCUUUGUGGAUGACCCUAGCAUCACUCGUGGUGUCAGCUGUGAUGCACUAAACACACAAAAUCAUGUCAACACAAAAUGAACGUGGCAUCUCUGAUCUUUUCACAUUCAGAAUCAGCAAGUCACAAAGCAAAACAAGCCAAGUUAUGAUCUAGCUGUAACAUUUACUAGUCUUUCUUGCCACAUAUAGAGCCAUAGUGAUACGUAUGGUAUGGUAUGGUAUUUUGGUUUCUUUGGUUUACAAAAAGCACAUUGUUUAUGUGUACACUGAGCGGGAGAAAGAAUGAGGAUUGGUUUAUUGGAACCAAAUCUGAACAUUUCUUUAUGACACAGGAAUGGCACAAGUGAAAGUUACCUAUAGAUCUUAUAUGUUGUAAUUCAAAAUUGAGAUGGUUUUGCUCUUCUGAAAAAGGAUUGAACAAUAAAAUAUAUAUCUUUACCAAUCUAUUAAUUAGAUUCUGAAGAUGUGAAAUCUAUGUAUUUAAUCUUUAAGUAAAUUAAAAAUGUUCUGAUAAAUGCUCUGUAUUCUGUGUUUUAUGAAGUACUUAUGUUUAAUAAAAUGAAGGUGGAAUCCUGUUCCAUUUGUAAAUUCAGUGCUGCAAAAACUUUACAAAUAAAGACUGUAUCUAGAUUAA